CAAGAAAAUCUCGGCUCAAGGCGCGUGACAUUUGAUCCCCUCUGCCUGGGUAACCUCCAGUGGGAUCGAGUGCGCGUCAGGGAGUCACACGUUUGUCGCCUAGAGUGAUAUUGCACUGCCAUUCUUCUGACACGUUUGAUCGCCUUGAGUGGUCUUCAAUUGAUUUGUUUCACACGUUUGUCGCCUAGAGUGAUAUUGCACUGCCAUUCAUUUGACACGUUUGAUCGCCUUGAGUGGUCUUCAAUUGAUUUGUUUUGCUGGGGCUUCCGAGGCAGUCUCUGCAAUCUUUCGCUAUGCCACACGUACGGAGUGCAAGUGCUCGCAUCAUGCGUCGGGCGCUGGCUGUUCAAAACGGAUACUGUGUGCAUUUACCUAUUCGUUUGCCUCUGGAUGGUUUGGUGCCACCUACGUGUCUCCCACCACCAGGGCUGGAGCGGGCGACUGCCGAUUUGGUUCUAGAUUAUCUCUUCUUGCGCGAUCCACCUGUUGUUAAACGCAGUUUGGAGGAGGAGGCUGACAUUACGACUGUUUCGGAGAAUCUUUCUUGCCGUAUGCAGGCUUCUGAGUCGCUGGUUGAUGUAGGUAUUGGAGUGCAGGCUUCUGAAUCGCUGGUUGAUGUUGGAGUGCAGACGGUUGAUACACGCUUGGCGGAGGAGGAGGUGGAGGCUACCGUUGCGACUAUCUCGGAGACUCUUUCUUGUCGUUCCCUUGUUGACUCAGGAGUGCAGACGGAUGAUGCUUGCCUGAGUGUGCUACCCAAGGAGGAGGCGGCCGUUACGACACAUUCUGAGAUUUCUUGUGCGGAUGUUGUGGACUUUCAUUGAAGUCGGCUGUCAGACAGAGAUUGUCGCUGGGAUGGAGAGAGGAGCUUCAGGGGUUCUUCUUGGGAAAGUGACUGUGGAGGCUGAGGAGGAGGGAUGUACGAGGGCACCGCAAAGGCAGAGGCAAAGGCCAACGAUAUCAUAGCAGUGCCAAGCCUGCUAAGAGCUCUAAAGGCGCCAACAUCGUGUUUGACGAAGUGUAUAGGUUCGGUAGGACGUUGACGGACUGUGAACGAAGGUGUAAAUCUCAGGUUCGGCCUCUGUGGUAGUUAUUCGUUUUUCUUCGUGUGCUUCCUUUCAUUCCGAACUUAUUGUAUUGGAUUGUUGUUUGUGAUUGCAUAGUCUCUUUUUUUGUGCUCUAAGAAUUCUGUGUGUGCAUGUUCAGUUCUUGGCCAGGUCUCCUGGCUCUCACGUCGUAACAUUAUCCUUGCCUUAUCAAAGCCAGCUUUGAUGGGGGUGUUUGUAGCCGCGGAAGUGCCUGUGGUGGGUGUGGAUACUGAUUGGUCUGCGGUACUAAUAUAUCUUCUCGCAGACCGACAUCAUUUUCAUGGAUGUGUAUCUUGAGGCUUGGUGUCUGCCACCAAGCGCCACUGUUGCAGUUACGGAACUAUCUGCGGCGGAGCGCGUAUGCGAUGUGCUCACACAGGUAGUGCAGACCUUCUUUGAUCAUUCGCAGGGAUAAGUCACACAUUGUUUCUUCUUUAUCUGUGUUCUUGUUUAAUCCAUCAGCCCCGCUGUUCACUGACUCAUUCGUUUUAUCUUUGUGUGCUUUGCGUUUGAUUGUGUCAUUGCGGCAUGCGUUUCUCUUUAUUCCUUCAGCUUCGCUGUGUGGUAUAAGAGCUGACUGCUUGCGUGAUAAAUAAGAGGAUCUGUUUCGCCUGAUACUUUGUUGGACCUGGCCUUAGUGGCCAAGACGGUCCCAGCAAAGACGCAAAAAAGACCAGGUUGACGGUUCACCGCCGGCGCCAGUACCUCGUAGAGCUCUUCUGCACCGAUGAGCUGAAGGAAUUCCGGCGGGGUGAAGCUA
Prorocentrum cordatum is the source of this 1848-nucleotide messenger RNA. NCBI's taxonomy places the organism in Eukaryota, Dinophyceae, Prorocentrales, Prorocentraceae. The record is from the annotation of a GenBank genome assembly.